Molecule: messenger RNA, 1323 nt
Organism: Theobroma cacao (cacao)
Lineage: Eukaryota; Viridiplantae; Streptophyta; Magnoliopsida; Malvales; Malvaceae
Source: RefSeq, a predicted model, not a curated record
UUUUGGCCUAUCUGAGCUUUUGGCCUGAUGUGUUCUUUGUCCAACCUCUUGUCCCAUGAAUGAGAAAAAAAAUAAAGGGUGGGAAAGGCUACAUGUAAAACAGGAACAGGGCAUUUCAACUCUUAUAAAGAAGCUGAAGAUCUUGACUUAAAGAAGCCUGAAAGGCCGAAACCCUCCAUUUCCCAACUUGUCUUUAGACCUUGGCAAAGCAAUGGAAGACCAAUGCAGUCCACUCAGCUGGGGAUAUUGCUAUCAGGAAGAGGGGAUGGAAGAGUUAAAGCAUACCCUCUUGUACACAACCUUGGAGCUAGAGACAACACUAAUAUCAGCUAAGGAGGAGAUUACAAGAAGAGAGUUUGAAUUGAUUCAUCUCAAAGAUGUUCUAAGCAGGACAAUCAAAGAGAGAGAUGAAGCUCAAGCUAGAUGCCAGAAGCUGAUGUUGGAGAAAUUCAUACUUCAGCAACAACUACAACAGAAAGAGCAGCUGCAGCAACAACACCAGCAAGAAACUGCUUCACUUUCUGGGGUUUCUAGCAGUGAAGAUGAAUCCAAACCCGGUCACUCCAACAAGAAUCUUUCCAGUUCUGAUAGUAACAGAAGCAUAAUUUCAUCUCCGGUUUCAGACUCAAUUCCCCAUCCAGUGCAUCCACCAUCACAACCACAAUCACCACUUCCACAAGAAGCCUUAAAACUAGCAGCUAACAAGCGACUACCAGAGAAAGGAAAGCUGCUGCAGGCAGUGAAGGACGCCGGUCCACUCCUGCAGAACCUUCUCUUGGCCGGACCGCUUCCUCAGUGGCAGCAUCCGCCUCCCCAACUUACCUCCAUUGACAUUCCGCCGGUGGCCAUUUCUUCCCCUACGCAGCAUCUCAUUCACCAGGACUCUUUCAACAAUCUUAAUGGUUGUUUAAGCAAGAAGAGGGGUGCAGAGAACUAUGAAGGCUCUGAGCCUUCCCCUAACAACAAGUACCAGAAGGUUGUUCUCCACUGAACAAUACCUAUUGCAACCCUUAAUUCUCUAAUAUGCCAUCCUUCUCAUGCUCUUAGCGAAUCAGCAUGAACUAGAUGGCCAUUUAUCUGUCAAUUCAGAAUUUUGUACACUAGUUUUUGCCUUAGGAAUCAAAUAUCCUGACUACCCUCCAAUGUUGGAUGGAGACUUAAAAUGUCUUUAAUAUAUGCAUGACUUUCCUAAUUAUGUAUAUGAAUGGAAUCCAAAAUGAAGUUCCAAUUUUCCAGAUUAGUAAGGAACCUUUUAUGAAAUUUCUGAUGUAGCCAAAAUUUGGGACGAUUUUUAUGCUUCAAUCAAAUUAAUGUUGUGCCUUA